Messenger RNA from Clonostachys rhizophaga, 462 nucleotides. The record is from the annotation of a GenBank genome assembly. NCBI's taxonomy places the organism in Eukaryota, Fungi, Ascomycota, Sordariomycetes, Hypocreales, Bionectriaceae.
AUGCCGCCCAGGAUCAACAAACGCGAAUACCGAGGACUCGCUUGCCAUCGAUGUCACAGACAGAAAGUCAAAUCCGAUGGAGGAUUGCGCCUGUCCAAGCUGCAACGUGACAUAGAAGAAUCUCACAUAAAAUCACAGAGAAACCCUGCCGGAACUGUGCCUUGUCAAAUUGGCAAUAAGGCGACAGUUACAGAGAGCUAUCUUAAGAAGCUCGAGGGUGGUGGAUUGCUUGCUGCAGAAACAUCGGGGAGGUCUUCGAGGCGUAUUCCUUCCGACACCGUGGAUAGCCCCAGAAAACAGCCCAUCCAGCAUUCUGACCCCAACUUUGGCCGUCGCUCCAUGGAGCUUUUAGGCGAAAACUCAACUGCAGAACACUUUGUGUCCAAGUUGAAGGAAAUUCAGGACUUGAAGACCUUCCUGUGCGGCCAGGGCACACGGUUAGACAGUCUCAGCAUUAUAUAG